Fulvia fulva is the source of this 285-nucleotide messenger RNA. RefSeq lists its product as uncharacterized. The record is from RefSeq and is a predicted model, not a curated record. Lineage: Eukaryota; Fungi; Ascomycota; Dothideomycetes; Mycosphaerellales; Mycosphaerellaceae. The transcript has a single exon. The coding region runs from base 1 to 285 and encodes 94 amino acids.
AUGUCGCCAAGCCCACUACUGUUGUUGGCAUGCUGCUUCGCGACUACAGCCCUGGCUGAGAAUACCACUACCCACACAGGACGUAACAUCGGCAUCGCUCUUGGAGUCGUUGGAGGCUGCGCUGUGAUUGCUGUCAUCUUUCUUGUGGUCCGUAAGAAGCACCUCUUCGUGCAGAUCAUUCCUGGCCUUGGCGAGACGUACAAGCAGGGCGAAAUGGCGAGGCAGAAGCAAUCGCAAGGCACGGGGAGGUUGAUUGAGAUGCUGAACAUGAAACCGGAUCGGUGA